Zingiber officinale is the source of this 1230-nucleotide messenger RNA. RefSeq lists its product as uncharacterized. Bases 1 to 1230 code for a protein of 409 amino acids. NCBI's taxonomy places the organism in Eukaryota, Viridiplantae, Streptophyta, Magnoliopsida, Zingiberales, Zingiberaceae. The record is from RefSeq and is a predicted model, not a curated record. The transcript is spliced from 3 exons.
AUGAUGCAUGCCUUCACCCAAGGGUUGAUGGAUGGCGACUUCUUUCACUCGCUCAUCAGGAAGCCGCCACGUGAUUAUGACCAUAUGUUGAAAAAGGCGAUCGAAUACAUCAACGUGGAGGAGGCGCAAGCGGCCCGUAAAAAGGAAACACCAGCAGAGUCAGCAGCACCGGCCGAACGGAGGCCUCAAACCAUUCAUCAACCACCCAGAGGACCCAGGGUCGAGGGGAUGAGGCCGCAUCAGGAAUCAAGGUCGCACGCUGUCCAACACGUGGAGGUCGAACGGCCUAUGCCGAGAGGAAAAGUAUGGACUCCCAUGUUUUGUCCACUUCAUCAGUCGGCAACCCACAGCACCCGCGAUUGUCGGAGUCUCGCUCCGAUCACUAAGCCAAGGAACUAUCGCCGCCGAUCGCCUUCGCCUAACCGGCAUCAUAAUCAUCAGAACGUCGGUCGGAGAAUAGCAGACAGUCACCCGAGCACCGACGUCCACACCAACCAAGAAGCAACCCCCGAGCCUCCCAAGAGCGAGCCAGACCGUCUGCUCGGGAGGAAGAAAAUAGAAGCAACACCGCUCGAGGGAAAAUCAACAUCAUCGCUGGAGGGCCAACCAGCAGAGACUCCAACCGAGCCCGCAAGGUGGAGCUCGGUCAACAUCAUCUUCAAGAGGACGUUCGACCAACUUCAGAUCGACAGGGCUAAGCUGCUGCCUAUGACAACGCCCCUGUUCGGAUUCACUGGUAACGAGGUUCAGUCGGUCGGCCAGAUGAAAUUGGCCAUUUCGCUCGGUGAAGAGCUGCUCAGAAGGAUGUGGACCACUAACUUCACCGUAGUGGAUGCGCUCUCGGCGUACAACGUCAUUUUGGACCGACUAGCCCUCAGUGAAUUCCGGGCUGUCGUCUCAACAUUCUAUCAGAAGAUCAAGUUCCCUGUCGAGGACCAAGUAGGAGAGGUCAAAGAUAUAGAGGAAACCUUCGGGACGCUAAGGACAUACGGGGUCAAGCUAAAUUCCCAGAAGUGUCUGUUCAGAGCAAAAAGUGGGUGUUUCCUGGGGUACAUCGUGACCGAGCGGGGCAUAGAGGUGAAUCCCAGUAAAGUGAAAGCGCUGCAAGACAUGUCUCCUCCUAGAAAUCUGAAGGAAGCUCAACGCCUUACGGGACGAAUAACCGCGCUGUCCAGAUUCAUCUCGAAGACUGUCGACCGGAGCUUGCCCUUUUUCAAGAUUUUGCGCUGA